Messenger RNA from Sander lucioperca (pikeperch), 2148 nucleotides. RefSeq names its product WD repeat, sterile alpha motif and U-box domain containing 1 (gene wdsub1). Gene Ontology annotation, molecular function: ubiquitin-protein transferase activity; protein binding. Gene Ontology annotation, biological process: protein ubiquitination. The transcript is spliced from 14 exons. Bases 111 to 1646 code for a protein of 511 amino acids. The record is from RefSeq and is a predicted model, not a curated record. NCBI's taxonomy places the organism in Eukaryota, Metazoa, Chordata, Actinopteri, Perciformes, Percidae.
CAGUUAGACGUAGCUAACAUUUCAAUUAGAUGUAAAGUCAUUUACCGUCUGAGUUUGCUUGUUGGGCUGUUUAUUGUCACAGUUUGUUUCCCGCAGGACCGGCUCUCCAAAUGACGUCUCUGAUUUGCACAUUACAAGACCAUCGAGACGAUGUCAACUGGUGUGCCUUCUCUGGCAAACUGUUUGCCACAUGUUCUGGCGACAAAACUCUCCGGAUAUACAACACCUGUGACUUCUCGGAGCUGCCCUUUUCACCGCUGUCAGGACAUGGCUACGGCGUCCACUGCUGCUGCUUCAGCACCUGCGGACAGUUCCUCAUCUCGUGUUCGACCGAUGCAACCACAAUGGUUUGGUCCACGGUCACGGGUGAGAUCGAGGCCGUCCUGGAGCAUCCUGGGCGUAGUCCUGUGAGGAUCUGUGCGCUCUCUCCUGACUCUGCUCACCUGGUUUCUGGUGCAUCUGAUGGCACUUUGGCUCUGUGGGAUUUCCCCUCCAAACAGCUGCACAGGACUGGAGCAGUGUCUGACACGACAAUGGUAGCCUGCUCCUUCAGCCCCUGCAGUCAGGUGUUUAUGAGCGGCUCCAGCUAUGGGGACCUGCGUCUGUGGGACCUGGACAUGAACCAGCUCCUUGCAGAAAAAAAUGCCCACGACCUGGGAGUCACCUGCUGCAUCUUUGCUCCCAACAUCCUCAGUGGCCUUUAUUUGACAGGGCAGCUUAAGACAGGAAAGGGGAGAGAGAAGGGGAACGACAUGCAGCAAAGGACCGCAGGUGGUCAAGUCGUGCAGUUUCGUUUGGCGUCCUGUGGACAAGACAGUCACCUGAAGAUCUGGGCCAUUAACAAGUUCAGCUCAGGAGGAUAUAAGAUGCAGCUGCUGCACACAUUAACGGGCCAGUCGGCUCCGGUCCUCUCCUGCGCCUACUCCUCAGAUGGGCAGCUGCUUGUGUCUGGCUCUGUGGACAAAACUGUCACAGUCUAUGAUGCUAAUAAUGCAGUUUUGCUUUACACACUGAACCAGCACGAGAGGUACGUGACGGCAUGUUCCUUCUCUCCAACUUUACCUCUAAUUGCUACAGGAUCUAUGGAUAAGACUGUAAACAUCUGGAGGCUGGAGGACAGAUGCAAUGACCAUGGCGGGAAGUCGUUGCCUGAGCAGUCUGCGCCGACAUCAAGUGAAGGGAGAACCUCAGCAGGCCGAUCCAAGCUGCUGGUCAGCGAUUGGUCGGAGGGGGAUGUGUCAGCGUGGCUGGUGGACGAAAACCUCGAGGGAUUGGUGGACAAAUUCAGAGCCAACAACAUAGAUGGGACAGAGCUGCUCAGUCUCACCAAGGAAACACUGGCGUCAGAGCUGCACAUAGAGUCAGUAGGCCUGCGCAGUAAAAUCCUGAGAAAGGUGGAGGAGCUGAAGAGUGAUUCAGUAUGUUCAGGCAUUCCUGAUGAGUUCCUGUGUCCAAUCACCAGGGAGCUGAUGAGGGAACCAGUCAUUGCUGCCGAUGGAUACUCGUAUGAAAGAGAGGCCAUCGAUAGCUGGAUCAACCAAAAGAACCGCUCCAGCCCCAUGACCAACCUCCCCUUACUGACAACUCUGCUCACCCCUAAUCACACCCUGAAGAUGGCUAUUGGCCGCUGGAAGACCAGCCACUAGCACCUGAAAGACCUUUGACCCACCCACAUAUUUCCCCCAAAGUAGAAAGAAAUCACACUAUUUCAGGUACAGGUGCAUCUGGUUUUGUUCCAUUUGAGGCAUCUGGACACUGUGGGAGUUUCUUUGUUGUUUCUUUGUUGCAUUAAUUUAUGAAGCUGAGAUUUGGCAUCUUAAGCUACAAAGAGAGUGAAUAUUGGACUUACAUUCACCGUGUGGCCACAAACACAACUCCAAAUGAAUUAUCAUGUUGCUCUGUAACUGCUGGAUGUGUAAAUAAGCAACUGUAAGCCAACACGUUCACCAUAUCAACUUACAAGGUAAUAUGUUAAUGUGUUCACAGCUUGAUCUCAACAUGGAUCUCUUUGCAUUGCUAAAGGUUAGACAUUCUUCUUUUGGCUGAUAAUGGCCAGUUUUCUGGUUUGUUAAUAAUAAUAAAAAAGUGAGUUCUUCAUUAGUGCUGUACAGAAAACCACAUAACCAUAAAAAAAAUACAAAAUGUCAA